UGGCCCCGUUAUCUUUCCAUCCAUCUCCUUUCUUCCCCGAAGCUGAGAAUGGCGGAACAGCUCGUCGCAUGCAGUCGUUGAUAAGAAGAAAAGAGGUUAUCUGAGAUCAUCGGCUCUGAUUCCGCUGUCAGCGUUUUCUUCCUCUCGCCCGCGUCGUAUCUCAUCUUUUCCUGGAUUUUUGUUCUGUCUGAUAAGGACAUUCUCCAGAUCGGGGUUCUUCUCUUUUAUCACCUUACAGUUUCCCGUCUGAUCAAACCUUCUUUGAUCAUUUCAAUCUCUUAUCGGUUAGGGUUGUCGGUUAUGUGGUGAACUGUUCGUCAUGCCCGGUGUGGCGGGGGUAUAAAUUAGUCUAUUUCUGAAAACUGAGUAGGAGAUCAGGAUCGAGAUCGAGGUGAAAGUGGGGAGAGAAAGAGAGAGAGAUUUGAGAUAGAGAAAUCUAUUUCUCCAUGGGAGAAUCCUUCCUAACUUCUCUGACUAUGGACAACUGCUAUCCUUCCACCUUCCUGUCUAUGGAACCCGCUAACACUGGGGCAGCAGCUAUGGCGGCAUCCCAUGAAGACUCUGAUCGGGAGCUCAUGAUUCAUAAUCGACAGCAGAUGUCCCUUUCGCUUCCUGCACCUGACAUUAACCUUCCCCUCUCUGCUGAAAGCUCCACUCCGCCGCCGUCCUGGAGCUCCGAUUCAUGCGAGAUCCUUGACCUCAGCCCUCAUAUGAAUGAAGUUGAGGCCACCGUCCUCCAUUUCCCUAAGGUGUGUAGCCGCAAGGGUACAAAGAGGGGCGAUAGCUUUUGGGGCGCAUCGUUUUUCUUCAACCACUACUUUAAGCCCUUGCUUUCUGAGAAAUCCAAGGCGAAGAUCAUCUAUGAUGAAAAUGGGUUCUCUGGUUUUGAUAAAUCUGAUCUAAAGCUUGAUGUUUUCCUGGUUCAGCAUGACAUGGAGAACAUGUACAUGUGGGUUUUCAAGGAAAGGCCCGAUAACGCGUUGGGAAAGAUGCAGCUUCGGAGCUAUAUGAAUGGUCACUCUCGACUUGGCGAAUCCCAGUUCCCUUUCAGUGUUGAUAAAGGGUUUGUUAGAUCCCACCGGAUGCAGCGCAAGCAUUACAAAGGUUUAUCAAACCCUCAGUGUAUCCAUGGCAUUGAGGUCGUGAGGUUGCCCAGUUUGACUCAUAUUCCAGAGGAGGAUCGGAAGAAGUGGAUGGAGCUUACUGGGAGAGAUCUGAACUUUCACAUACCGCCUGAAGCUAGUGACUUUGGAUCAUGGAGAAAUCUUCCUGUCGUAGAUAUUGAGCCCGAUCGACCUUCUCCUCUGCUGAAACAUGGCUCUUCUAGGAGAUUGCAAAAUGGUUCAGGGUUGAAUCUUCUUAAUCAUGAUCAUGAUUCUGAUGCGAUGGACUUAUCUCUUCAUUCAAACAAACGCAGGAAGGAUUCCUUCUCCCAAUCUAUGGAGGAAGAUUGUUGCUUUCUCCCAAAUUCUCAUCCAGAUAGGUCUCAGGAUAUGGAAAUUCAUUCAAUCGAGCCAUCAUGGAUCAAUGAUUUCAGUGGUGUGAUGAGAAGCGCUUGUGGUCCUGUUACUGCAGCAAAAACAGUGUAUGAAGAUGAUGAAGGUUAUCUCAUAAUGGUCAGCCUCCCCCUUUCUGAUCAGCAAAGAGUGAAGGUAUGUUGGAGAAAUGAUCUCACUCAUGGAAUAGUGAAGAUUUCUUGUGUUAGCACGUCUCGAAUGCCUUAUAUAAAGAGACAUGAUCGAACAUUCAAGCUCACAGACCCUUCUCCUGAGCAUUGCCCUCCUGGGGAGUUUGUCAGAGAGAUAUCACUCGCCACUCGGAUUCAUGAAGAUGCUAAGAUAGAGGCAUAUUAUGAUGAGACUGGAACUGUUCUAGAGAUAAUGGUUCCUAAGCAUGGUUCUGAGCCUGAAGAACAUGAAGUUCAUGUUUCUCUUCGUCCUCCACAUCUUGGAACUAAUGAUCUUAUGCUGAUUUGAAAGCUUCAGAUUCAUGGUUUCAUAUUUGGUUGCUGUGAUUAACUACUUCUAAAUUAGUUAAGUCAUCAUGAAGCUUGACUUAGCUGAAUAGAUUCUAAUCUUGCUCAUAGAAUUCUUAUAGUUUGCUUUAUUUGGCUUGAAUUAUGAUGGGAGCUCACAAUCAAAAUUUCGCAUUGAAUGGUCUGGAUUUUUUCUUAAUAGUACUUCUCAGAAAGCAGGUGCGGAGACGGAUAAAAAACUAUCCUUUUUUUCCUUUUUAUUAGUCAAUUUCUUGCAUGAUUUCUGCAUACCAUUGAUAAUUUGAUUUAUGUUUUCUUAAAACGGUAUACAAAUUUAUGAAUUGCAAUUUGUACAAAUAUUAUAUUGUAUUGUGAUGUGUUCAGCCUU
Messenger RNA from Phalaenopsis equestris, 2363 nucleotides. RefSeq lists its product as uncharacterized. The transcript has 2 exons. The record is from RefSeq and is a predicted model, not a curated record. Lineage: Eukaryota; Viridiplantae; Streptophyta; Magnoliopsida; Asparagales; Orchidaceae. Bases 447 to 1976 code for a protein of 509 amino acids.